Cuscuta epithymum is the source of this 1040-nucleotide messenger RNA. The record is from the annotation of a GenBank genome assembly. NCBI's taxonomy places the organism in Eukaryota, Viridiplantae, Streptophyta, Magnoliopsida, Solanales, Convolvulaceae.
AGCUGCUUUAGACACAUCUUCAAGAAUAUGAGUAAGUGGUGGAAAGGGGACCACAUAAAGGAACUGGCCUGGGCUACUGCUUCAGCAUAUAAAAAGGUCCACUUUGAAAGAAGUCUUCAGAGAUUGGAUGAGGCAGCAGUUGGUAUGAAGGACUAUUUAUUGGAGAUUGGUCCAGAGUUAUGGUCAAGGGCACAUUUUGAUACAACAUGUAAGAGUGACCACCUGACAAAUAACUUCACAGAGAGCUAUAACAGUUUCAUAUUAAGCCAAAGGGAUAAACCGGUGUGUUCAAUGAUAAUAGGUAUAUCAUUCCUGUUAAUGAAGAUUGUGUAUGAUAGGAAACUUCAGGCUAGUACUUGGAAUGAGAAUGAUGUGGUACCUAGGGUUGGUGCAAUAAUGGCAGCUUAUAAGGAGAAGCAAAAUGAUUAUGUGACUUGCCCUUCAGGUGAAGGGACUUUCAGUGUGAGAAAAUUUACCGGGAAGCACUGGAUUAUUAACUUAAACAAACAAGAGUGUGAGUGUUGUGAGUGGCAGGUCACAGGCAUACCAUGUGUACAUGCAGUGCAUUUGAUCAGCCAUUUGAGACUGCCACUACCUCAAUUUUGUAGUCCAUUACUGUGUGUGAAGGCCUACAAAGCAUGCUAUCAAACAAACAUUAAACCAAUAUCACAUGAAAGUGAUUGGUCUGAGGGAAAUGAGGUUCUAUUGCCACCUAAGCUUUCAAGAGCCCCCGGGAGACCUAAAAACAAUAGAAUAAAGGGCCAUGAUGAGACUGAGACACAAUCAAUUAGUCAGAAGAAGUGUACUAAGUGUCUAUCUUUUGAGCACAACAAGAGGUCAUGCCAAGGAGGGCCAGUUGCUAGAGGUGGUGGGAGAGGUGCUACUACUGGGAGGGGUGCUGCAAGGGGUGGUGCAAGGGGUGGUUCAAGGGGUGGUUCAAUGGGUGGUUCAAGAGGUGGUUCAAGGGGUGCUGCAAGAGGUGGUUCAAGGGGUGCUGCAAGAGGUGGUUCAAGGGGUGCUGCAAGAGGUGGUUCAAGUGG